AUGACGGAGCAUCAAGAUACUUCCGUUUGUCCACCGAGCCAAGACGAAGAGAUCGAGAAUCGUCAGCCUCAACUGGGUAAAGAUAUCGUGGAUCAACCCGGCUCAACACCCGUGGGAGAUUCCAAGGGUGAUGCAAAAGAAGGAGAAGGGCCGAAAGCGCAGAUUGCGGUCGAUGUUCAUAUGAGCAGCCCACAAAAAGAAGAGCUAGCUGAUGGUGACGCGGCGAAUACUUCGGUGGUGGAAUCCGAAAAAGGGGUCGAUUCGGAGGCGGAAGCAGAUGCUCAGACUGGCUCUGAACCCCGCAGCCAAUCUAGGGAAAAAGCCUCCUCCGCUAACGAUGAAGAUGAGGAUGUAAUCUGUGAUGGAGUGAAGGGAGGAAGCGAGAUCAAACGGACACCUGCUGGGAAACCUCCGAUGUCCCGUCUGGAUACCAGUGCAACGAGGAAGCGCGUCAGCUCAGCGCGGCGUGCAAGCUUAGAUCAAGAGAGCAAGCGCAAGAAGCUCGAGGAAAAAGAGCGUAUCGCUGAAGAGAAACGGCAAGAGAAGGAGCGAAAGGAGAAAGAACGAGAGGAAAAGAAGCGUGAGGAAGAGAUGAAGAAAGAAGAAAGGAGACGCGAGAAAGAGAAGGAGAAGGAGGAAAAGAAAAAAGAGGAGGAGGAGCGGAAGCGCAAGAAGGAAGAGGAGAGGGAGGCCAAACGCCGGGAGGAGGAGGAACUCAAAAAGAAGAAGGAGGAGGAGCGCGAGCGGAAGAGAAAGGAAGACGAAGAGAAGCAACUCAAGAAACGUCAGGAAGAGGAGCGCAAAGAAGCUAAACGGCGGGAAGAAGAGGUCGCCCAACUUUUGGAAGAGGAGAAGAAGCGCCGCGCAAGCGCCAAAUUUCUGUCCUUCUUCAAGCCGGUGGAAAAACGAGUGGAAUCGCCUGCGGAAAAAGAGCCUCAGACGCUCUGGUUUGUGCCGUAUGCAGUCCGGAAGGGCGCUGUUCUCGCCCCGCUUUUACGGCGGGAGUGUUUGCCGGAAGCUUGGCAACUAUCUGAACAUGAGACAUCCGAGCCAAGCUCCUACUUGCAAGACAUCAAGAAGAAAUACUCUUCAAGAACCCCGUCAACCGCUGCCGCAGCUCCUGAUUUUCCUCAGAAAAAUGGAGCGAAGAUCGAAAAGCUGAAGUCCUUCAGGCUUGUCCCAGCCACGAGCACGCGGCUGCUGAAGUCGAAGUUGUUCCAUUUCCACACAAAUUAUCGCCCUCCUUACUACGGGACAUGGGACCAGUCGAUACCAAAAGGGCUCAAUGGCCGGCGACCACUUUCGAAGGGAGAAGUAUUGGACUAUGAGGUGGAUUCGGAUUUGGAAUGGGAGGAAGAGCCGGAAGACGCCGAGGAAUGCCGGUCGGACGAAGAGGAGGAAGGGGAAGAUGAGGAAGACGAUGACGAUGAAGGCUUCUUCGUCGAGCCGCGCUAUCUAUCCGAUGGCGAGGGCGAGAGUGAGGACGAAGCGUGCGGGGCCAUCGGAGAGGGCCAAGAUGUGCGAGCGGCGCGGUUGGCGGCGCGUGCUCGAGAAUGGGAGCAGGGUGUGCGCCGGAAGAAACAAGUGCUUAACCCGACUAUCAUCGGCCCCACCUACAACAAGCCCCCCGAACGCUGUGAGGCCCUUAUGGCCGUCAUCUUC
Mesorhabditis spiculigera is the source of this 1662-nucleotide messenger RNA. The record is from the annotation of a GenBank genome assembly. Lineage: Eukaryota; Metazoa; Nematoda; Chromadorea; Rhabditida; Rhabditidae.